Rhopalosiphum maidis (corn leaf aphid) is the source of this 1038-nucleotide messenger RNA. RefSeq lists its product as uncharacterized. The record is from RefSeq and is a predicted model, not a curated record. NCBI's taxonomy places the organism in Eukaryota, Metazoa, Arthropoda, Insecta, Hemiptera, Aphididae.
AUGAAGACGACAAAAAACACAGAUAAUGAGACUGAGCUAAUUACAAACUUAUCACACCAUUUGUCAGAACGUAUGAGCAAAGAAAAUGAAGCGUUGAAUAAUAUUGAUAGUGAUAAGCAUUUUUUACUGUCAUUAUACGAUCGUUUCAAAGCCAUUGAUAAUAAUAUGAAAUUUCAAGCCCAAAUUGAGAUUAUGAAUGCUAAACCCUCCCAUAUUACUUCUGAAGAAAUGUAUUCUGAAAUUAUUGAUCGACAAGCUAGAAGUAGAAAUGUAAUCUGUUUUAAUGUACCUGAAAAUCUUUCUCAUUCUGCUACCAAUGAAACUCAGUCUAUUCUUGAAAUAUUUCAACAAAUGGGUACUCAGGAAAUAAUUCCAGCAAAUAUAUUUCGACUAGGAAAGGUCUCAAAUCAGUGUCGUCCUAUUAGAAUUACAUUACAAAACCAGCAUGGUGUUUUUACUGUGUUAAAAAACAAAAAUAAAUUACGAAAUCCGCUGGCGAAUCGUGACCAUCCGUGUUAUGUAGCAGAUAGAAAAAAGGUACCAGGUUUCUUUUCCGAUGAGACUGACGGCAUGACAGAGUUUUGCGCACUACGCGCAAAAUCGUACGCAUAUAAUAUAUAUGCAGGAGAAGAGGACGAGCGGAAAGAUAAUGAUGACAGAGUAGGAGGAGAAAAGAUCAAGGCCAAGGGGAUACAGAGUCAUGGGGUUAAGAAUCACAUGACGUUGGAAGACCACAGAAAGUGUUUAUUUGAUGAAGCUGGAGUGGAGGCAUGCAAUGAGAAUGUAUCUAUUCGCUCAUUCAAACACCAGUUGAUGACGAUAAAAACGAGAAAGCUAACUUACAACAGUUAUGACGAUAAGAGAGUGGUAUUGGACGAUAAAAUCCAUACCUUGGCUCACGGACACUAUAGUUUAGGGGAUGAUGACGAGCAGAUUGUUGAUUGGCCAGAUCAUGAGAUAGAUGCUGGUGGUCAUGAGUGGGAUGAAUCAGAUAAAAAUUUUAUGAGAAUGCUUUUACGGGAAUGCAUGUCUAAAUAA